Molecule: messenger RNA, 600 nt
Organism: Heterobilharzia americana
Lineage: Eukaryota; Metazoa; Platyhelminthes; Trematoda; Strigeidida; Schistosomatidae
Source: the annotation of a GenBank genome assembly
AUGAGCUGUGCUGUGGAUACUUAUGACUCAACUCCUCAUUUUAAAUGGAUUACCCGUGGCAGUGGUGGUGGUGUCAGCUCAAGUACCGCCAGUGUUAGUAAAACGACACAGUUAAUGGACUCAAUGCGUUUCACAAUUCAAGAUCUUGUUCAGCAGGAAAGUUGUAUUGGUUCAUCGAAUUAUCCAGUGGAUAAACCAUCACGUCUAGUUCAGAUUGAGUGUCGAAAACCAGGAUGUCGAUGUGUGCUUAAAAAUGAACGUGCUCUAGCCAUGAAAAUUGUUCCAGGCGUUACACUGGUUCAGGCAGAAUGGCUAUUACCGAACUCCGUUAUACUGAGUAACGAAAAGUCUAGCUGUCAUCAGUCUUCCCAGCACUCCACCAAUCGGAGUAUUUCAAACCCAAAUGUAGGUAAUAGCACACAAUUCGGAUCAUCGUAUUCACAUUCAGUUGUUCUUACAUCCUGCUGUCCGUCUUGGUUUGAAUUAGUCGGCGAAGUGCAGUUGGACCAUCUGAUAAUAGUUCCCAAAUUUGUCCUGAAGUUCCAGUCUGGUCCAGUUGUAAAGCGGUAUGGCGUGCUAAACCGAAGUUCAUCUUAUUAA